Molecule: messenger RNA, 1023 nt
Organism: Zophobas morio
Lineage: Eukaryota; Metazoa; Arthropoda; Insecta; Coleoptera; Tenebrionidae
Product: cytoplasmic 60S subunit biogenesis factor ZNF622-like
Exons: 7
Coding region: 1-939 (312 amino acids)
Biological process (GO): ribosomal large subunit biogenesis
Cellular component (GO): preribosome, large subunit precursor
Source: RefSeq, a predicted model, not a curated record
AUGAACUGCGUCAUUAUAAAGUAUGCAUGCGCCUAUUAUGGCCUGCGCGUCUGUUGCUUGGUCAUAGAUAAACCGUUGAGGAUUGCACCCCUCCAGAUGCAGCUAAAGAAGCUCUGCAAAUUGUGGCCGCGCACCUUAUUUCGUGCGGAACGCAAAAAUACUUUUGUUGAUCAUCUUAAGUCUAGCAAGCACAAAGAAAAGGAACAUUUUCUUUCUGUUAACAACGUAAAUAUAGAUGAAGCUGAUUUCCAAAGUGAAGUUUGGGAAGAUAUUAGCGAUUUUGCAUGGUCUUCUGAAAUUUGUUUGUUUUGCAAUUUCAAGAGUGAAACUAUGGCUUUAAGUAUAAAGCAUAUGACGGAGAAGCACAGUUUUUUCAUUCCUGAUUAUGACUAUAUAAUUGACGUGGAGGGCUUUAUUAAUUACCUUGGCGAGAAAAUUUAUAAAAACUUUACUUGCUUGAAGUGUAAUGAAAAAGGUCGAACUUUUUUGAGUGCUGAAGCUGUACAGAAGCACAUGCGCGAUAAGGGACACAACACUAUCUCUUUUGAAAGAGAGGAAACUUUGGAAUAUAGCGAUUACUAUGACUACCGGCCUUCCUACCCCGACUACGAUCCCGACAAUCCUGAACAUAACAUGAUCCCACAACUCGACUCGCCUCGAAUAGACUUCGAGACGGCUGAGCUUGUGGCUCCGGACGGGACACGUGCAGCGCAUAGGAGUCUGCUAUAUUAUUAUAAACGCUAUUCUUUGCGAGAUGGCUGUGUGGUUGUUACCACCAAGAAGAGUUGCGAAGUUAAUUCUUUUGCACCUCCCCAAAGUCGCUUCUUGCGAAACUCUCAACGCUAUAAAGCCGAGCUUGAUAAGAAGUGGUACACCCGACUCGGCUCGAAGACGAACAGCCUGCAGCGUCGUUACUUUCGGCCUCAAGUCAUCUUCUGAUCUGGAAGUGCCGUUUUCCCUUGGAAAAGUAAUCUUCUAGCACAUCUCAAAGAAACCGGCAAUGCUAAUUUAUACGAUUAACUU